AUGGUUGUGCCGCCGAAGCCCCAGCUGCUGUCCCAGACCGUGAUCCUUGCGCUUAUUUGCCUCCCCCAGGCACAGCCGGCCGGCGUCUUCGAACUGCAGAUCCACUCCUUCCGGCCCGCACCAGGCCCGGGGACCCCUAGGUCCCCCUGCAGCGCCCGCGGCCCCUGCCGCCUCUUCUUUAGGGUCUGCCUGAAGCCCGGGAUCGCGGACGAGGCCGCCGAGUCUCCGUGCGCCCUGGGCGCGGCGCUAAGCGCGCCCGGACCCGUCUACACGGAGCUGCCCAGGGCCCCCGCGCCGGACCUGCCGCUGCCCGACGGCCUCCUGCGCGUUCCCUUCCGGGACGCCUGGCCGGCCUUCUUCUCCCUCAUCCUGGAAACCUGGAGAGAGGAGUUGGGAGAACAGAUCAGGGGGCGGCGUCCCUGCACCCCGGCCGAGGACGUGUGCGAGGAGCCUGCAGUGUGUCGAGCCGGCUGCAGCCCGGAGCACGGCUUCUGUGAGCAGCCCGAUGAGUGUCGCUGUCUGGCCGGCUGGACCGGACCCCUCUGCACCAUCCCUGUGUCCACCAGCGGCUGCCUCGACCCCCAGGGCUCAUCCUCUACCAACACCGGCUGCCUCGUGCCCGGGCCCGGGCCCUGUGACGGGAACCCGUGUGCCAACGGGGGCAGCUGCAGUGAGACCCCUGGGUCCUUCGAGUGUGCCUGUCCCCGGGGGUUUUAUGGAUUACGGUGUGAGGUGAGCGGGGUGACAUGUGCAGAUGGACCUUGCUUCAACGGUGGCUUGUGCGUGGGAGGUGCGGACCCCGACUCUGCCUACAUCUGCCACUGCCCAGCUGGCUUCCAAGGCUCCAACUGUGAGAAGAGGGUGGACCGGUGCAGCCUGCGGCCAUGCCAGAAUGGGGACCCGCAGCGCUUCCUUGUGCCGCCCGCCUUGGGCCUGUUGGUGGCCGCGGGCGUGGCCAGCGCGGCGCUCUUGGUGGUCCACGCGCGACGCCGUGGCUCUGGCCGGGAUACUGGGUCUCGCUUGCUGGCUGAGACCCCGGAGCCGUCGGUCCACGGCCCCCCGGAUGCUCUCAACAACCUGCGGACGCCGGAGGGACCCGGGGACCGCUCGAGCCCGGUGGCCGCCUGGAGUCCUCCCGAAGGCGGAGACGCGCGCGCGCUUCACUCGCCCUCGGCGCCUUCGGUCUGCGCUCGGGAGGCCUGACCUGCCCCCUCCUCAGAUCCUGUUUGUAUUUUUUCGGUGGUGCCUGAGCGCUCCCUGCGGACACUGUGGAGGUGAAGCGCCGGGGGUGGCUUCCAGCGUCCCUGGACAGCUAAAGACUCAGCCGGGACUGCUCAGGCUGGGUGCUUUGGAGUUGGUAUUGGGGCAGGGGAGGGAUUUGUGUCUCCAGAGAAGAGUCGAAUUCGAGAAACAACUGUUUUUAAAUAAG
Messenger RNA from Condylura cristata (star-nosed mole), 1429 nucleotides. It is a transcript of the gene DLL3, whose product is annotated as delta-like 3 (Drosophila). Gene Ontology annotation, cellular component: signaling receptor complex; cell surface; plasma membrane. Gene Ontology annotation, biological process: multicellular organism development; axon guidance; Notch signaling pathway. The transcript is spliced from 9 exons. The record is from RefSeq and is a predicted model, not a curated record. The coding region runs from base 1 to 1203 and encodes 400 amino acids. Gene Ontology annotation, molecular function: calcium ion binding. NCBI's taxonomy places the organism in Eukaryota, Metazoa, Chordata, Mammalia, Eulipotyphla, Talpidae.